Molecule: messenger RNA, 2268 nt
Organism: Fusarium keratoplasticum
Lineage: Eukaryota; Fungi; Ascomycota; Sordariomycetes; Hypocreales; Nectriaceae
Product: AAA domain-containing protein
Exons: 2
Coding region: 1-2268 (755 amino acids)
Cellular component (GO): mitochondrial outer membrane
Molecular function (GO): ATP binding; ATP hydrolysis activity
Source: RefSeq, a predicted model, not a curated record
AUGAGUGUCAACAAUCAACUCCCAGAGUGGUUUCUCAACCGCAACAUCACCUUGACAGCAAACCUCGAUGAGAUACAUACUAAAAUCGAGAUUGUUGACACCGCCGGAGCGAAAGAUAUAAAGCCUCUGAAUAAAGCUGGCAACGACCAAGCCGAAAAACAGCCUCAAGGCCCUACGAAAUGCCAGGUAUCCUCUGAUACCUUCUCCAUGUUACGCGACAUCCUGGCGUCAGCCUUUGCCCGAAACUCCGAGGGUCGCUUAGACCCAAAACAGUCCUUUGUCAUCCUCGAGGGUGGGCCUAAGGCGGCGCCUAUCGACUUUCUCGACGAACUCGUCAAGGCCCUGGCAAAAGAGAUCGGCACGUCCCUGAUAUCGUAUGAUUACGAAGAUCUCGAAGACUUGGCCCUCGAGUUUAGUCUACAAAGCCCCGCUGACCCUUCGAAAAGCAAACCUGAUAAGAGAAUGGACAAGAAGAUGGAUUGGGAUCCUCCCAUGGCUAAGCACUGGUUCUCUUCAUCUUCCGAAUUUGACACCGACGCGAAGAAAGAAGUCUGGGAGAGAACGCAAAGGAGCUACUCAACGAUCCUUGACGCUGUUUCAAAUAAUCAAGCCGCAGUCGUCCCGGAAAAUGGAGACGCAACAGAAACAACACGAGAUGAACAACCUGACUCGACUGGCCCAGUUUUAGUCCACAUCCGCGAAGCCGCAACCAUGUUGGCCUUGGGAAACGGGUACCGUUUUCUAGGUCGAUUAUGCGAUUGCAUCCAACAGCGACGAGAAAAAGGCCAGACCAUUGCGGUUGUCCUGACCAUCCCAGCACAGAACGUGCUAGACUGCUUGUGCCAGCAGUGUGUCGACGGGGAUCACAUCAACUGGAAGCCUGUUUAUAACAACACUUGCGCGACCAUGCUUUCCAAUCACUUUGUAAACCCGAUCAAUGUCGGCUCGAUCAACUUCAAACACACGGAUUACAUGGCUUCGGUAAACAUUCGCAGACUGAAGCGCACCUUGAGACAGACCAUGUCCCAUGUGUUUGACCCUAAGAUUCUUCAUCCACACGCGGACUGGAAGCAGCUGGUGUGCAAAGAACCUGGGCAAUGCUUUGGUGAUGAACAAUGGAUCUGGGAGAAGAUUCAUGGAGCAUUCCUACAAUUACACGGUCGCUCUUUUGGCAAAGAGAAACUAGAAGCAGCCGAUAUCCUGGUUGUACUAUCAAGAUUAGGUCUUCACAAGCAUGAGAAGCCAGUGAAGAAGAUCAACCCAGCGCCCCCGGAAGGCGUUGGGGGGGACCUUGACAGCGAGGAGCCAGUCAAGGAUAUAAAACAGACCUGGAAGGACAAGAUGACAGCCCUUCGCCAAGAUUGUAACCCGGCGGAGCAGAAUCUGGUGGAUUGCGUCAUUAAUCCGGACGAUAUCCGGUCGAGUUAUUCACAAGUAAUCAUCGACAACGAGCUCAAGGAGACAGUCUUGCAUCUGGUAUCCUCAGCAUAUCUUGCGCCCUCGACGCCUUCCACCUCGCUCCUCAGUCAGGCUCGUAUCAAGGGCAUACUCCUCUACGGGCCUCCAGGAACGGGAAAGACGCAUCUAACGCGAUCAAUCGCCAAAGAGUCUGGAGCAUCCAUGCUUUGCGUUGACGGCGCCACCUUACUGUCCAAAUACGUCGGCGAGAUUGAAAAGAACAUCAAGGCAGCAUUCACCUUGGCCUCGAAACUGUAUCCUUGUGUCCUCUUCAUUGACGAAGUGGACUCUCUAUUCUACGAUCGUGGAAUGGCCAGAAGAACUUGGGAGCGUGGCACAGUGACGCAAUUUCUCUCACAGAUGGAUGGGCUAGCACAGAACGACAAAGCGCCGUGUGUUAUUGUUGCUACGAAUCGCCCUGAUACACUAGACAAGGCUUUCUUGCGUCGACUACCACAGAAGAUCCCGAUCGGUCUUCCUGAUACGAAAUCGCGCUCCAAGAUACUCGGGGUGCUUCUCGAAGGCGAAGAGCUGGAGCCUUUGGUCGAGAUUGACUCUUUGGCUCGGGAGACAGAGGGGUACUCGGGAUCUGACUUGCGCAGUCUGUGUGCAGAGGCGGCACUCGUCUGGGCUAUUGAGAACAGUAAGAAAAGAGAUAAGAAUGGCUCAUCUGAUGAACCGGACAAGAUGCGUCUUGGGCUCACGCACUUUGCCAAGGCCCUUCAGAGGAUCCAGCCGAGCGUUUCGAAGAAGGACCUGUUGGAGCUUGAGUCCUUUACAAAGAGAUUCAAUCCACAAGCAGUUCGAUAA